Neoarius graeffei (lesser salmon catfish) is the source of this 4032-nucleotide messenger RNA. It is a transcript of the gene fibina, whose product is annotated as fin bud initiation factor a. Bases 50 to 673 code for a protein of 207 amino acids. The transcript is spliced from 4 exons. NCBI's taxonomy places the organism in Eukaryota, Metazoa, Chordata, Actinopteri, Siluriformes, Ariidae. The record is from RefSeq and is a predicted model, not a curated record.
GUUCGCUGCCCUUCCACACGCCGCCAUCGCGCAGCUGAAAGUCGCCACGAUGCUGCCUCUCUUCCAGCUGCUCGCUCUCUCCCUGCUUUCACUGCCCGGUUCUGACGCGGUGUACACGGGCCAUCUGCAGCCUGAGAUCUCAAACGGCACCUUUCACCACUUCUUCGUUGCAGACGGCGACUACGAGGAGACCGAGGACCCGGAGAAAUGCCAGAUGCUGUUUAAGUGGCUGGACCGCUCGCCGUGUUUAGUGGAAGAGGACCGGGACUCGGUGAUCCGCAACGACUUCAUCAGCAUCAAGCAACAAGUCGAGGACUCGGCUCGGGUUCUGGAGAGUCUCGGCAGAAGCAUCGUAUACGAUCUGGACGGAGAUGAUACCUACAGCAAGUACCUGAGGAGAGAGAUCAGUCAAAUAACGGAGGCGUUUUCCGGUGUCGAGAAAUCGCUCACUGAGCUCGAGAUGAAAUUCAAGCAAGGUCAGGAGUCGGAGCAGAGAGAUGAGCAGGAGUUCACUAAGAAACUGAUGAAGCCCAUGCAGAGUGUGAGGAGCUCCCUGCAGGAGACAGUGGACAUCUCCUCCGGCCUCAAGGACAAACACGAGCUCAUCUCCCUCAUCAUCCGUAGCCAUGGCACCAGGUUAAACCGACUUAAAAACGACUACUUGAACAUUUAACCUAGUGAUCAAAGAAAACACUUUUCUGGUGGAAUAAGUUGCUUUAGCCUCUAAAAGGUUUGAAGUAUUAACCUACUGUGUCAUCAUUUAAAUUUAACUCAUACAGGAACAUGUGGGCUGGAAGGAUAUUUCUGAAGACAUCUCAGGAACAUUGUAGAUAAAUAAUUCUGAAGGAAAAAAAAAACAUCCUGGUGUUCUACAGGUACAAUGCAAAAAGCAUCAUGGACUGUUGAGACUAAAUUAUACAGCCACACUUAUAAGACGUAUUGUCUUAUUUAGUCAUUAUUAUUUAAAAUGUUACUUCCUACAAAUUUGUCAUUUUUUUAAUGCUUAUAAUGUCUAAUUCGUAAACCUUUACACAACUAUCAAACAAAACCUCCCAUUGUUUUGAGACUCAGUUUUUUCCUAUUCACUUUUCAGGUGUGUUUAUUUAACCCAAAGAGGUCAGUACAGAUUUUUUUCCAGAAUGAUUCAAGUCUGAGCUCAGAAACAGAGCCGGUGGUGCUCAGGAAGCUGGUGCAGAGAGAAGGUAUUUCCUGUACCAUAGAGAAGCACGUGUACCUUCUCCCUUUACACCACAUGGAGGAAUAAUCAAAUUGAGUAACAUAAAGAAAGUGACCCAUUCUUGCCUUCCCUGACCUCAGCAGAGUCUAGACAGUUUGUUCCAGUAAACUAUCAGAUGGUUAAUCUGCUAAUUUAUUCCUCACUGUUUCAAAUCUUAUUUUAACCUUAAUCACAACUUCAUAUUACUAGACUAAACACCAUAAUGAUGUGCACAUGCUCCCAGUGGUGAACCGUUACUGUUAGAGCUGGGACUUGAGCUCAGCCAAAACUUAGUCAGACACACCAAAAAAGCAACAGGGCAAAGGAUUUUGCAAGGGAUUAUUGGCAGGCUGCCAGGUCGCUUCGUUGUGUGUAGUCGUCGAUGUUGAUUUUAAAAGUAACUAAGUAAAUUACAUAGAAAAAUGAAUACUUAAGUCUGAGUGAAAAAUACUGUGGCAAGUGUGUGUGGAAGAAGAGUCUGGAGACAGACUCUUCUUGGUUUCUUGGUUGUUAGUCUGUGCUACUUGCUCUCAAUAGCACUGGCUUGACUGCUUUAUUAGCAUUCGCUAACACUACUGAUGAACACUACACCGACUGGAAGGUGACUUCACUGCUGCGCUGAUGACGCCGACUCGCAGUUAAGCUUGCGUUGACCUUUGAGUAGGCUGAGGGUGAUACAUUUUUGGUCCCUCUCACUAUAAAUCAAAAUCUGAUUGGUUAAUUCAUCUGUCACUUCUUACAUAAACAUACACGGCCAUGGCCUUCUGUCCUGGCAAUGAAGUCCUAACCAGUGAGUGAGUCAGCUCUAAAUUCUUCUCAGCCAGACAACAAACAAAAAAUCUCAUUGGAUGACUCAAGUUUAAUGUUUUCAGGACAGUAACCCUUUCAUUUCUGAAGCAAAUUUGAUAGAAAAUGAGGCCAAAUUAGAAUUAGAAGAGAAUAAUUAUAAUGAAAUUAUGAAAGAAAUUAAAGAAUUAAAUAAAUUAAAUCUAACAUUUGAAAUGCUGAUAUGUUUGAGCCUUCUCUGAAGGCCUAGAAGGCCCUGACGGUUCUCCUCUGCAUGCUUCUGUGCCUAUCUGUGUUCCCAGGGGUAAGGACCAAACCUUUCCUGUUUGGUUAUUCUCAGAAAUUCUGGUUGAAUCAAAAAGGAAAGUGAAUUUGCUGACAGCAUAAAGUCAGCAGCUUUGGUCUCUAUUCAGCUCUAUGCAGCUUAAGCCUGUCCAUCUGGAUGUGGUUUCUGGUUGCUGAACAGAGGGGAAAGAAGAACUAUAUUAAAUAAGUUCAUUGCUUGCAUGUGACUGUCAAUGACAUAUAUGCUUUAAAAAUGUUCCUCAAGGAUUCUUUGGAUAGUUAAGCAUUCUUCACUUCCUCUACCUGGAGCAAUCUCUGAAAAGAAAGAGAUGUAACAUUGUGGUCUAAUCCUUCUGUUUUUGACUUGUUUGAUAAAUCAAGUCGACAAAAGAACAGUUUGAUGGAGUUGUAGUCAUUUUAAAUGCCAUAUGUUGUGACAUUUGUUAAACAUUUUCAAAUAUCUAAAAACUAAAUAUAGAUUUAAAAAAAAUGUUUUUACAUUUUAUGGGUUUUAUUUGUUAUUUGCUCUGACUCACUGUAUAAAUGUUUCUCAUUAUAUAGUCAGUAGAAGCCUUGAAGCGCUAAUACUGGAAAGAGACAGAGAUACAGAAGUAACUAUGAAGUUUGUUAGAGAGAGAGAGAGAGAGAGAGAGUCAGUAUUCUUAGAAUCUCGCUGUUAUAAACAGCAGCCAGUGCUCAUCAUAACAGCCCCAUACUGACUCUAUAAACACACAUUCACAACAAACGAUUCCAGCUACCUCAAGGUGAACUGCUAAGUGUGUUUUUCUUUCCUCUUUAAAGCUCAAUCUGUCCCUCUUAGUUUUCUCAGGUGAACAAACCUCCUCCUAAACAUCUGUACGCUGAUUCGAGAUUACGACUCUCAUUUAAAAGAAUGUUUCCUCUUGGUGGUCUGAGGGCUGUGAAGUGAUGGAGCCAGUGUGCAGAGGAAACCUGCUAGCAGUGUGAGGCCCAGGCCACCCCAGGCGCUGAACAUGGACCAACCAUAGCCAUGACUGAUGUCCUCAGGCAGCCUGUACAGUUGGCGAGGAUAGCGUGACAGCUCAAAGUUAAUCCCAGCCACACAUGUGCAGAGGGAGAUGAUACAGCAGGUUCCUAAGAGAUCAGUCACAGAACACCGAGGGUGGCUUCAUCAUCCGAGAUGCUAUGGUACACCACCACACAUGUCUGUCUAUCAUCAGGCUGUCUAUCUCAGCAACACUGUCAAGUUUGGUGUCUCUGUAAAGCAUGUCAAGGAACGUAAGGUGGGGACGCCCACGUCCUUGCUGUCCAUGCUUCAGGUCCCAGAACAGCAGCUUGUGUACCAGUAGGUUGUCAUGUCAUCUUAUAUGGCCUGCGAGCUUCAUCCUCCUCUCUUGGAUUUUGGUGGUAGCUCUGGUGAUGCUGCUCGAUGUUUGGGAAUCAGGAUUGGAGAGAGAGCCAAUGCGGCGAGUGGAGACUGCUGAUGAAAACGCUCGCGAUUCGUUCGAGCAUCAGGACGUUCAGUGCACACAAAAACACCACGGUUCCCCCUGUCUGAAUUCAUCACCAUCAUUUGUGAGCUACAAUUUGUAACUGAAAUGACAUGACAGAAACCUGUUUUUAAUCAACUGACACGCCAGGAACAUUUUUUUUUCAUCCAUAUUUUGAUAAAAUUCUUUCCUACAGCUGACCUGAUUUCCUGCAGCAUCAUUCAAGCUACCAACCUUUUGUAGCUGAGCUCAGGAAUAAAUUGCACACAUGGCUUA